UCAGACCAUUUGCCAUGGCACUGCCCACGAUGUAAGGAGGCCAGUUAUGAAAAGUCCCUUAUAGCCUGCAACGCUGAGUCCAGCCGGGAAAUCUGCACAGAAGGAAGCCCAGGAUGGGGAGAGGAUGAUCAAGUUUAUUUCAGUGAAAUAAAACUGCCCCAGAGAGCCGCGGGGGGUGGAACAUGUGGAUGGCACAGCCGGGGAGAAAGGCUCUGACCCGGCAGCUGCACAGCACGAGCGGGGAGAGGCACCGAGAUGCCAAGAGGAGAAAGGAGAGGAAGAAAAGGAUGGAAAGGCCGGCGCCGGCAGGACAUGGCAGCCCCUUACCGUAGACCAGCUUUUUCAUCUCGUGGUACCUGGCCCACAGGGCGAAGGCGCCGGUGCGCCCGGCCAUGCUGGUCAGCGAGAGGUUGAAGCGCCUUUUGAAGUUGGUGCCCGGGCAGCGGCGCUUUGGCUUUUACAGGUUCCUGCCCUUCUUCUUCGUGCUCGGCGGAGCCAUGGAGUGGUUCAUGAUCAACGUGCGCUUCGGCAAAGAGACCUUCUAUGAUGUUUACCGUAGGAAAAGAUCUGAAAGAGAGUACAAGGCAAGGAUGGAGAAAGGGGAAUUUUAGCUGAAACUCUUCAAGGGGGAGCUCCUGAGUCUUCAGCUGUUCAGGUGCCAAAGCAGCAGCCCUGCCACGUUGGUGGUGGGGGACGCUGGCUCUGCAAGAUGAACUGUGAGCUACACGUUUGUGUAAUACACUCAGAGGGUUUGGGCAGUUUUGUUCUUCCAUAUCUGUAAUAUUUGUAAUUAAAUGAAGUGAAAAUUUGGCCUCUGCCAUUAAUUUAAUGUUUGCUUAGUGCUUCUAAAUAAACUGGCUAAAUAAACA
This is a messenger RNA of Catharus ustulatus (Swainson's thrush), 869 nucleotides long. It is a transcript of the gene SMIM4, whose product is annotated as small integral membrane protein 4. NCBI's taxonomy places the organism in Eukaryota, Metazoa, Chordata, Aves, Passeriformes, Turdidae. The coding region runs from base 393 to 611 and encodes 72 amino acids. The transcript is spliced from 3 exons. The record is from RefSeq and is a predicted model, not a curated record.